Messenger RNA from Entelurus aequoreus (snake pipefish), 3541 nucleotides. Its product is annotated as transcription initiation factor TFIID subunit 4-like. The record is from RefSeq and is a predicted model, not a curated record. Bases 421 to 2361 code for a protein of 646 amino acids. The transcript has 15 exons. Gene Ontology annotation, cellular component: transcription factor TFIID complex. NCBI's taxonomy places the organism in Eukaryota, Metazoa, Chordata, Actinopteri, Syngnathiformes, Syngnathidae. Gene Ontology annotation, molecular function: DNA binding; protein heterodimerization activity; RNA polymerase II general transcription initiation factor activity. Gene Ontology annotation, biological process: transcription initiation at RNA polymerase II promoter; DNA-templated transcription.
UAUUCACGCGGAAAAACCAAACAAUUACUUUUCUCAUCUUAACGAAUGAAAUUAACUAGAAUUGUUUUUGAUUGUUUUUUUCCCGUGUGCGCCUGAACGCAUCACCAAGUUGCAUUCAGGAGCACGGAAUUUACACACAAGUCCUCUUCGCAUUUAAUUUGGCGGUUUCGUGGAAAGUCGCUGCAAUUCAAGCCCUCACUUUAAUGACUUACUUACUUAGUUGAGUUCCAAGUGUCGUCUUGUUGACUUCCUAUGUUGCUAAUCCAGCUGUCCCUUGUUGAGUCAUCUUAAAGAGCUACGUCACGGCCACCUGUGACCACAUAUAGCAUCUCUUUCAUGACAUGCUAGCUCGUGUUGGCUGCUAGCCCGACACAGUCAACCUUAAAGCCGACGCGGAGAUCCCAUCUCUAUUCCGAAGUAAUGAUGUCCACAAAUAAAGAACCCACUGGGACGAUGACGUCAGCCAAGUGUGGCCCCGUACCUUCUUCGGGUGUCUCCGCCGGGCCCGUCCACCAAGCCAACAUCUCCUCAGUUCGGUCCCCGCAAACGUCCCCCGCCGCCGUGAUGCUGGUGACCAAGGUCUCCACUAACCAUUUGACCAAAGCGCCUCUGGUCCAGGCCGGCACCACUCAGGGCAGGACCAUGGUCAUAACCGUGCCCAAGUCGGCGGGGCCGCCGGUGGCCGUGGCUCCUCGACCGGUCCAGACUCAGCUCCCCACCAACCUCCAGAUCCCGCCGGGCAUGGUGCUGAUCCGCAGCGACAGUGGUCAGCUGAUGCUGAUGUCCCAGCAGGCCUUGGCGCGAGCUCAGCAGGGAGUGAGGAGCAGCCAGUCGGCAGGAUCCCUGACCCCGCAGGCGUCCGCAGCGGCCGGCGGUCAGAGCAAGGAGAAGGUGACGGUGAUCCACGUGACGGCGCCGGCGGUCCAGAAGACGGCCCUGGUGAAGGUGAUCAACGUGGCCCACAAACCGGCCGUGGUUCACGCCCGCAGCCUGGUGCCGCCGGUCGCCGUGGGAACCAAGAAAGAGCCUCAGCCUACAUUUAGUCAACAGGAGACCAUGGAGAGCGUGAAGAAGUGCAAGAACUUCCUGGUGACCCUCAUCAAGCUGGCGUCCAGCGACUCCAAGUCCACCAGCAUGGCCAACAACGUGCGAGGCCUGGUCAGGAGUCUGCUGGAAGGCAAGAUGGAGGCGGAGGAGUUCACACAAGCGCUCUAUCGGGAGCUCAAGUCCACGCCGCAGCCGUGCUUGGUGCCUUUCCUCAAGAAAAGUCUUCCGGCCGUGCGUCGCCUCACCUCGGACCCCCAGUCAUUCAUCCAGCAGGCCUCCUCCUCCUGCCCCCCUGCUGUGAAGAAGCCCAGUAUGAACGCUGCGCCAAGUCCAAGUCCAAGACCAGCCCAGCAGCUUCAGGUCCAGCAGUCCAGUCUGAGACCUGAGCUCAGCACGUUGGCCCAGUCCAGAACGUUCCCCUCCAUGAGCAUCAGACCCACCUUCCAAACAGGAAAACAUGUCCCAGGAGCGUUCAGGCCUUUGGCAGGAGAUCCACCUGGCACCAGCAGACCUUCAUCCAGGGAGAACUCUGCAUCUUACAAAGAAGAUGACGACAUUAACGACGUGGCGUCCAUGGCAGGAGUCAACCUGCGAGAGGAGAACGCUCGGAUCCUGACCAGCGCGGUCGGCGCCGUGGUCCAGUCCUGCCAGGACCAGCUCUUCCUGUCUUCUCCACCCGUGCUCGGCAGAAUCCUCCACACAGGGCGGGAAGUGGGGGUGACGGAGGUGGGCCCGGAGGUGGUGGCCCUGGUCUCUCAUGCCACCCAGGAGUAUCUCCGUGGCAUCCUGGAGAAGCUCUCUGCCAUGGCAGAACACCGCAAGGCAGGUCUGAAGGAAGACCUGCAGCACACCAAGGUGAGCGACGUGCGCUGCCAGCUGCGUUUCCUGGAGGAAGUGGAGAGUGUGAAGAAGAAGAGGAAAGAGGAGGAGGAGCGGGAGAGGCUGCUGCGCCUGGCCCGGAGCCGCUCCCACGCCGAGGACCCCCUGCUGCAGCAGCUCAAGCAGCGUGCCAAAGAGUUGCAACAACUGGAAGAAGCUCAGCUGCAGCAGCGCGAGGCCAACAUGGCCGCCCUGGCCGCCAUCGGGCCACGCAAGAAGCGAGCGGCCAGCCAGAUGGAAGGCCAGGUAAGUGUCUUGUGGCCCCACCACUUUGUUCCCCCGGGUCUUUAUUCUUCUCUCGGGCGUCAGGUGUCGCUGCCACCAAGACCGGGCUUCCAGCGCGUGACUCGGGUCAUGCUGCGUGACCUCCUGCUGUGCAUGGAGCAGGACCACUUCCUGCGCCGCUCCCUCACCCUCUACAGAGCCAUGCUCUGAUGCCUCCUGGCUCCUCCCAUUAUUACAUUUGUUGCCACACCUUUUGUAAAUACCUGACUUCUUCUUUUCAUUUGGUUGACAAAAUGGCUUUAAUUGUUUGACCGCCACAUUAAAAAAUGUCCACAAGCAUUCUGUUGUCUUCUGUGCAGGUUUGUUGUCCAAAGUAUUGACAACAUUUUGUGGCGGAGGUGACUCAAACACAAUGACAUCACCUCACUUCCUGUCAGGCGCAGUCCAGCACUUCCUGUUUGACUCGUCCGGGGGAGGAGCCCCGGCCACUGAGCCCCGCCCUCUGCAGCACGUACUCACUGAAGUGGGAGGGGCAGUCUGCACCGCCACCGCAUGAACUACACGUGAUGUAGAAGCUGCUCUGCUGCAGUCGCUGCAACACCUGCACACAAGUAACACACACACACACACACGUCAUGUUACCACAACAUGUUACCACAACACACUUUCUCAUGUUAUGACAACACACUUUUCAUGUUACGACAAUUACAACAACACACUUUUCAUGUUACCACGACACACGUUUCAUGUCACAACAACACAUCAGUCAUGUUACCACGACACACGUUUCAUGUUACCACAACACCUCAGCCAUGUUACCACAACACAUCAGUCAUGUUACCACAACACAUCAGCCAUGUUACCACAGCACAUCAGCCAUGUUACCACAACACAUCAGUCAUGUUACCACAACACACGUGUCAUGUUACCACAACACACGUUUCAUGUUACGACAAUUACGACAACACACGUGUCAUGUUACGACAACACACCUUUCAUGUUACCACGACACACCUUUUAUGUUACCACGACACACCUUUCAUGUUACCACGACACACCUUUCAUGUUACCACGACACACCUGUCAUGUUACCACGACACACGUGUCCUGUUACCACGACACACGUGUCCUGUUACCACGACACACGUGUCCUAUGUAGGUAUGGUAUGGCAUCAAUAUGGUAAGUGUAAAGUUGUAUGGAGACAUGCUAUCAUGUUACAACAACACAUCAGUCAUGUUACCACAACAGGUUUCAUGUUACAACAACACACCUUACAUGUUACAUGUUACCACAACACAUGAGUCAUGUUACCACAACACGUUACAUGUUACCACAACACAUCAGUCAUGUUACCACAACACGUUAUAUUUUACCACAACACAUGAGUCA